Molecule: messenger RNA, 4105 nt
Organism: Anguilla rostrata (American eel)
Lineage: Eukaryota; Metazoa; Chordata; Actinopteri; Anguilliformes; Anguillidae
Gene: slc1a7a
Product: solute carrier family 1 member 7a
Exons: 11
Coding region: 214-1941 (575 amino acids)
Biological process (GO): L-glutamate transmembrane transport
Cellular component (GO): plasma membrane
Molecular function (GO): glutamate:sodium symporter activity; L-glutamate transmembrane transporter activity; neutral L-amino acid transmembrane transporter activity
Source: RefSeq, a predicted model, not a curated record
AGCCGUUUGGGUUGCGAAGGGCUUUUUGUGGAGGGCAAUUCCUGGACUGCCUUUUACCGCAAAUUGACUUUUUCAUGCCCAUCGCGCUCUUUUUUUAUCUGUCACUUUCCUCUUCUUUUGGUUACUUUCUGCUUUCCCCUCGCUCAAUUUGGACUGCGCUGUCUGAUAUAUAUGGGGUUGUGAUUGUGGACGGGCCGCGGACUCGCUGUAGCUAUGGCUCUGGGCGAGGUGUGGGCGAGGGUGAAGAACGUCUGCAAGCAGAACGGGCUCCUCAUCCUCUCCGUGCUCGCCGUCAUCAUCGGCUGCCUGCUGGGAUUCUUCCUUCGGGCGAGACACCUCUCAGAGCAGGAGGUGAAGUAUUUCCAGUUCCCAGGAGAGCUGCUCAUGAGGAUGUUGAAAAUGCUCAUUCUGCCGCUUGUCGUGUCCAGUUUGAUGUCGGGGCUAGCUGCUCUGGAUGCCAAGUGCUCGAGCCGGCUGGGCAUCAUGACCAUCUCAUACUACCUGUGGACCACCUUUGUGGCGGUGGUGGUGGGCAUCGUGAUGGUGUCCAUCAUCCACCCAGGCGGAGCUGCGCAGAAAGAGGACUCGGAGGACAGCAGCAAGCCAAUCAUGAGCUCGGCUGACGCCCUGCUCGACCUCAUUCGCAAUAUGUUUCCCGCUAAUUUGGUCCAAGCCACUUUUCAACAGUAUCGGACAAGGAGCAUCCCCAUCAUGAAGUCGCCCAAGCCCACCGUCAGCCAGGAUCUUACGGAGCCCACCACCCGGCGCGUCUUCAUCUACGGUAUUCAGGAUGACAAUGGCUCCGAUAUCCAGAACUUUUCCCUGGACCUGACCCCACCGCCUGACGUCAUCUUCCGCACACUGCCAGGCACCAGUGAAGGCAUGAAUGUCCUGGGCAUCGUCAUCUUCUCCGCCACCAUGGGGAUAAUGCUUGGGAGGAUGGGACCAAAUGGAACUGCCAUGGUCAACUUUUGCCAGAGUUUGAAUGAGGCUGUCUUGAAGAUCGUUGCCAUUGUUAUCUGGUACUUCCCUUUCGGCAUCGUGUUUCUGGUAGCAGGGAAGAUCCUGGAGAUGGAUGACCCCUCCUCCAUGGGGAAGAAGCUGGGGUUCUACGCCAUCACUGUGGUGCUGGGCCUGGUGCUGCAUGGCCUCUUCAUCCUGCCUGCCAUGUACUUCUUCAUUACCAAGAAGAGCCCUAUUGUCUACAUCCGUGGCAUCCUGCAAGCCCUACUCAUCUCAUUGGCCACCUCCUCCAGCUCAGCCACGCUGCCUAUCACCUUCAAGUGCCUGCUGGAAAACAACCACAUUGACCGACGCAUCAUUCGCUUUGUCCUGCCUGUUGGCGCCACCAUCAACAUGGACGGAACGGCACUCUACGAGGCAGUGGCCGCCAUUUUCAUCGCUCAGGUCAACAACUAUGAGCUGGACUUUGGGCAAAUCAUCACCAUCAGCAUCACAGCCACUGCAGCCAGUAUCGGUGCGGCAGGAAUUCCACAGGCUGGCCUGGUUACCAUGGUGAUUGUGUUAACAUCUGUUGGAUUGCCCACUGAUGACAUCACUCUUAUUAUUGCCGUGGAUUGGGCACUGGACAGGUUCAGGACCAUGGUGAACGUGAUGGGGGACGCUCUGGCCACAGGCAUCAUGGCGCACAUCUGCAGAAAAGACUUUGUGAAGGAGGGAGAAGAGAUUCCGCUUAUCUGUGAGACGAAGCCCAUGAUCAGCAUCCAGCAGAUGAUGACCUACCAGAAGAAUGGAUGCUACCAGCCCCCAGCUGCCGGUGGGAGACUGGAUCAAAUCCCGCCCGACGUGGCCCGGCUCAUCCAGCUGGAGGAGGGGGUACGCCCGGUGGAAAGGAAGAAGCCGUCAUCAUCGCACAGGAGGAUGGAGAAGGACAAAGACCACUGCUCCAUUGACAUGAACGGCCUGGAGACUAACGUAUAGGCUGCUGCAGGGGCCCGGACUAGAGCUCAGAACUCAGAGCAGAACUCACACCCCACCCCCAUGGAUGAUGAAACUGGAGCAAAAAGACUAAGGUACCAUUUUUCCGGAGGCGGUAAGGAUUUGCGAAACCGUGAGUGUGAGUGUAAGGUUAUAUGUCUGUGAGCAUAUGCAAAGGAUGCGCACCACACUUUCCAGAGGAUUUUUUCAGCUCUAGGAAAGUGACUGAUGAGCUGGGAUUGAAACAAAGAAAAUGGUGGGGAAGGGGGGGGGGGUGCACAGGUCAAUACCUGUGACUGACACCCAAGACUGACAUUCUGAGACUCUGCAGAAAGGAUGUUGGUCCUGCUCAGGUUGCUUUGAUUGCCGACACGUCCUGUUUUCUGGUUGUGCUGCACUGCUUUGGCUCAGGGUCACCGCCCUUAGUCAUCAGUGUGGAAGAUGUGUCCUCUCUGUUUGUAUGUGACAUAGAGCACAUCUGUAUUAACAGCAGGUUUACAUUUGCCCUUGUGGAUGAAGAAGGGGGCGCCCAUUUUGUCCUCGUUGCUCUGAUAUGUAUCUGGGAAAUCUUUUUGCAUUCCUGCAACAGCACAGACAAGGAACUUCCUGGACCUCCUUGUGGCAAGAACUCAAGACGAUGCACUGUGUAGAAUGAAAAGUUUUUAUUAACAGCUCUAGUCACUUUUCUAUCUAUUUCAAUGUACAAAGCCCUUGCACAACCUUUGUCUGUGUCCAAAAUAUUGUCAACAAAAUGUGUAAUUAUCUUCUUACACUGAGCCCUGAAACAUAUGAAGUCAUACUGUAUAAGCCACACUUUCAAAGUGAGUUGGAGCAACACAGUAAAAACAUAAUACACUCAGCAGGCUGCAUUUUCUGCCAGUCUUAAAAACAAACCCCCUACUACUGGCAAUUUUAUGCACAGUAAAUGUGCAAUAUCAAUUUAACUCUGAACAGAGUAUGUACAUCCAGUAAGGAUAAAAAUGUACUGUAUCGGACUUUACACUAAACAUUACUAUGCAUUAUCUCUGUUUCUCAUCAACCAUCUCAGCUGUGUUGAGCUCCAAGCAUCCCUUAAUUAUUGUUUGCCUUAAAGACAGCACAAACAAAAAGGUACCCCAAGGUGCAGGAACACCAGCCCAAAGCACAGCAAAGCUAGGCAAAUACCCUGCCCACUGAAGGACAACUAGUAAUCUCUCUCUCUGCCUCUCUCUCCCUCUCCCUCUUUCUUCCUCUUUCUCUCUCUCCAUAUUUCCCAUUCCCUCAUAGGAAUAUAUAUAUAUACAUACACACACUGAGCUCCAUAGUGUUUGGGACAAAGACAUGUUUUCUUAAAAUUAUUUGGCUCUGUACUCCACAAUUUUAGAUUUGCAAUCAAACAUGCAUAUGGCCCUUUGCGAUUACUGAGCUCACAAGUUUGAUUUUGGUAAGCCUAAGGUUUGGCCUGUUUCUCUGUUUUUUUCAUAUUUCCCAUAAUGGCUUCCCUGACUUUAAUUGGCACAACUCUGGUCCUUAUGCUGACAAACAGCAAUAACAAAAUCCAAAAGCAAUCAAAAGCCUAGAAUGAAGACUAGAUACUGAAAGCUGUCUUACAGAAGCAAUUGAACACACCUGACUAAUCAGAAACACCCGUGAAGCCAUUUGUGCCAAACAGUAUGGCACCCUGAAAUCGGGGGGUGGUCUGGCUAUGUAUAAAAAGUGCAUUAUUAUUUUUAUGGUAAAACCAAACUGAAUUAAAAUACCCUUUAAUAAAAGCGGAGACUCUACCUGCACAUUAACCAGACAAUAAUUGUUUAAUUAGAAAUAGAGAGCCAAAUCAAGAAAAAAUAUGGCUUUUCCCCAAACAUGUACACACAUAUGUACACACUAUACUUACUACAUAUAUUUAUACAUAUUAAUUGUAAGAAGCUGUCUGUAAUUUGUAAUGUCUGACCAGAGAAUUUAUCAUCUUAUCAAACAAAAUCAAUUGAUUUUCUCAGCAACAACAACAACAAAAAAACAUUUAUAUUGUCUCUUCCAGUUCAUUUCACAACUUUUUUAUCAAUUGAAAAAAAAAGAUGUAUGUGUAUUGCUGACAAAAUAUACAUACGCAACUGAUCAGUGUGCAGUGUGUGCUUUCUAUGAUCAUACAUGUCUUGGUCCGCUCCGGAUAUUUUCCUAAUAAAUUACA